Molecule: messenger RNA, 1713 nt
Organism: Schizophyllum commune H4-8
Lineage: Eukaryota; Fungi; Basidiomycota; Agaricomycetes; Agaricales; Schizophyllaceae
Exons: 3
Coding region: 26-1624 (532 amino acids)
Cellular component (GO): intracellular membrane-bounded organelle
Molecular function (GO): phosphatidylinositol binding
Source: RefSeq, a predicted model, not a curated record
CCCGCUCCCCCGCCGUGCCGCCACCAUGGCGCUGGAGGCCCGCCGUCCUCCGAACGCGCGCUCUAUCGCAUCCGGCGCCAGCGACAAGCGAUCACGAACAAAGGCUUCCGCUGGACCCGUCCCCCUCGCCAAACGCCUGCUCUUCCCCCACCUCACCACGAAUGCCCUGCCUCCAUUACUGCUCACGCCCUCACGACCCCCCGAACUUGAUGACGAACUGUACGACUUUAUUGCACUGGCCUUGAGAGCCUUUGUGAACCCCUGGUGGACGAAGAUUACGCGCUAUGACAAGGAGUUUCUGCCGGAUAUUACCAGGAUUCUGACCCAUGUUCUGCGCGCGCUGGAAGCACGAUUGUUGGCUGCCGAUGCCGCGCCCCUCUUGCUGCACGACCUCCCCAUCCUUGUAACACAACACAUACGCGACUACCGGGACGCCGAACGCAAAGCACGCUCCGCGUACGCGUCGGGCGGCGCCCUGGGCCUCUCGCAGCUCUUUCACCAGCUGCAGCCACAUCUCGCUGUGACGCCGGAGGGCGGGGUGCACGACGAGUACUUCAGGCAGGUGGUGGACCAGAUCUUGAAGGCUGUGCUACCUGCGAAGGACUAUGCGCCGGAGGCGGAGCGCUUCAUUGUGCGCGAGAUCAUCGUGAAGAUCGUCGCGAAUGAUAUACUGCCGAGGGUCACGCAGCCUUGGUUCAUCAACAAGGUCAUCCUUGACCAGUUGAAGCUGGAUGAGGCUGCUCAGCCUCCCUCGCCUCGCGCGCAGACCACUCCCGAAAGCCAAGGCUUCUCUUUCCACCGCCUCAUCGUUCUCUUUCUCUCCACCAUUCAGGCCAUCUCCACCGCCUGCCUCGCCCUCACCCAUGCCUACAAGCGCGUCGCCCAUACUGUCAAGCUCGUCAAUGAGUCCGCCGCUAAUUCCCCUCAUCCAUCUCCGUCUUUAUCCUCCUCUCCUCGAAUACCCCAGCUCUCGCCUCCGACAUCUAUACCCGCGUCAAUCUCGGUGACGCCAAUCAUCUCGCCAACGCCCUCGGUUUCGUCCGUGGCAUCUUCUGCGCCAACACCGGGGGAGCCGGCGGAUGCGGAGACGGGGGAUGGAGUGGGCGACUACGCGUCACCGGCGCUGAACUUGGUCGAAGAGCUGUUCAUGACCGACGACCGUCUUGCGGCGCGCACCAUCAUGUCCUCCGCGCACCUGAGCGCGAGCGCGGCGCAGCCAUUCCUCGACAAAUUCCUCCGCCACACGCUUUCUCAGUCUCUUUCCGGCGAUCUUGUCCUCACCCUCGUACGCACGGGCAAACGCCUGCUCUUCCCCAACGGCUACCCACAGCCGUCUCCCCCGGAUCCGACGCCUGAGGAGCAAGCACGCACGCGCGAGCGUAUAACGCAGUGGCAGCCCCCUAAUGGUUCUGCUGCUCGAAUAUUGCCCUACUUCCUGGGUCCGGACCCGCCAGCAAUCAUUGGCGCUGCGCUCGACCCGUUCUCAGACGCAGCAUGUAAUAUGCAUUUGGUGGUGAUGAUUCUGGAGAGAGUACUGUGUGAGCUGUUCCCGGAAUUGGUAGGAGGGUCUGCGCCUGUUCAGCAGGAUGCGCAGGAGGGGAAGGAAGAAGGAAGGACAAGUUGACGUCGAUUGAGUGUAGCAGGUCGUUGUGCAAUGUGUAACACGAUGCCCAACGAUGGCACGGUAUAUUUGGUGCUCAUAUUCGUCCGGUC